AUGUUUGAUGCAACUAGUAAACAUAGAAAAAGAGAUAAAAUAUUCCGUAAGAGAAAAGAAGUAAGCAAUCAAAAAUUAUCUAUCGGUAUUAUUUUUGGUGUUUGUCUAACGUUAAUCACUAUUGUACUUCAAUGUGUUGCAUUUUCUACGCCACAUUGGAAAGAAAUAACUUCAAAUACUCAUUCGUUGUAUGUCGAUGGCGUUGAUGCACUCAUACGUACUGAAAUCUUACAUUAUUUCAAUAGUGUACAUCGCUAUAGUCGUCUUUCGUAUGGUUUAUUUCAACGAUGUGAAUACCGUUCAAGUAACUCAUCACUAUACAAUAAUCAAGUUGAUUCAUCUGAUUUGGAUACAUAUAAAUCACUAAAAAAAUGCACAAAAAAUUUUCUACCAAGAUAUAAGGAUGAUCAUUUUAAUGAAUGUCAUAGUUUAUCAUAUUAUCAAUUUUGUACGAAAGCAAGUGAAAAAAGUUUUAAUAUCAAUGAUCAUUAUCUUCAUGCAACCUUUGAUAUAUCUCAUUCGCCAAUAAACGGCGAUGCAAAAGUUUCCUGUGAUUGCCAUUAUCCGCUUUAUUUGUUAAUUUGUCAAAUAAUUGGAAUACUAGCAAUAAUAUUUCUGUGUGUAACUUGUUUAUUAUUCAGUUUAUUUUCCUGUUUUACUAAUCUACAUUAUCGUCUUAAAAUUAAAUAUUUUGGUAUGUUAUCAUCAUUAUUAGCAAUCAUUUUUUUAAUGAUCAAUUUAAUACUUGUAUUCGAACAUUUUGAAUAUGAAUCAAUUGCAUAUUUAGUUGCCAUUGAAAAACAUUAUAAAUCAAAUCAAAUUUAUAAAUUAUCAGAUGACGCAAAAACUGCCCUUCAUCGAUUUCUAUCCAGUAUUAAUAUUCGCAUGGGUUAUUCAGCUAUCAUAGCUUGGAUUGCUUUUGUUUUAUCUAUCAUUGAUGGGCUAUUAUUAUUAGCUACAUGUGAAAUCAAACAUGAUUAUAGUGAAAACGAAAUACAUAGUAGUCUAAUAUCUCCUGAAACUGAUUUACAUCAUAAUCCAUUACAAUUUACAUCAGUAUCAAAUAACUCUCAAUCAUCACCACCACCGAUGCAUGUGAUAAAUAAUCACGAAGAAAAUAGUUUAUUAACUUCAAGCUUGUAUGAAAAUAAUCAUCAACCAUUACGUACUCUAAAAGAAGAUGAAGUUUAA
This is a messenger RNA of Rotaria socialis, 1191 nucleotides long. The record is from the annotation of a GenBank genome assembly. NCBI's taxonomy places the organism in Eukaryota, Metazoa, Rotifera, Eurotatoria, Philodinida, Philodinidae.